Messenger RNA from Phyllotreta striolata, 612 nucleotides. NCBI's taxonomy places the organism in Eukaryota, Metazoa, Arthropoda, Insecta, Coleoptera, Chrysomelidae. The record is from the annotation of a GenBank genome assembly.
UCAGCUAAAUAAUUUCCAAAAUUUUCCUUAUAGGAAUAAUUAGGAACCACCUAAAUUAUGUCACCGAAAUUUCUCUUAUUAAUAGGCAUUAUAUUAUUGGUGGGUUAUGUAAAUUCGCAAGAAGAGGAACCUGCUGAGGGUUCCCUUGAAUCAGAUGACGAAGCCGGAUCAGGAGAUACAGAAGAAUCGUCGGAAAGCGACGAAGAAAGUGAAGAGAGUGAUUCUUCCGAAGAAGAUAAUUAUGAAGGCGAAAAUUCUGUAAUACCUGUCCAAAAUCGAGUAAGCUAUCCCGGUAUCAUUCCGAUUUUGGGAGCUGGGGGUACAGUCUUAGAAGCUUUUGUAUCCUUCUUAAUUGGAAAAGGCUCGUUCGAUGACGUGAAAUGCAGCCUAGAAGGCGUCAUGAUGCAGGUAUCGCGUAUGGUCAGCGUAUCCGGAGCAGUCGGGCUGAUACCUUUAUGGGGUUACGUUCUGCAGCCUUUGGUGGAAGCGCUAGCAAGGAUUCUAAAGGAAAUUCCCUUUUUGGGACCUGUUUUAUCGUUCUUGUUAGUUGGGGUUACUUUGUAAAGGGAAUAAAAUAGAAUCUGCCAAUACAUAAAAAUGUGUAGAUACGAG